Lactuca sativa (garden lettuce) is the source of this 1053-nucleotide messenger RNA. Its product is annotated as LIM domain-containing protein WLIM2b. NCBI's taxonomy places the organism in Eukaryota, Viridiplantae, Streptophyta, Magnoliopsida, Asterales, Asteraceae. The record is from RefSeq and is a predicted model, not a curated record.
GGCUAAAAAAAUAUUCCCUCUCUCUCUCCACGUCAUCGUCUUCGCUCCAUCCGCUACCCUGCAAAAAGCUCCUAAAACCCUUUUUUUCCCCAGAUUUCCACCUCUCCUUCUUCAUCUUCACAAACCCACCCACAAAAAACCCUUCGACUUUUAUCAGUUUUCAAGUAAAGUCUCUGUAUUGAUCAAGAUUCAAUCUUGUUAGGGAUUUUUAGGUGAAAAUUGAAGAGCAUUGAGGAAUAAUAGAUCAAGAAGGGGGAAAGGGUAACUAUGUCUUUUAUUGGGACACAGCAGAAAUGCAAAGCUUGUGGGAAAACAGUUUAUCCGGUGGAACUUUUAUCUGCUGAUGGUGUUGAUUAUCACAAGUCAUGCUUUAGGUGUAGCCAUUGCAAAGGUACCCUUAAGCUUAGCAACUACUCAUCAAUGGAAGGUGUACUAUACUGUAAGCCUCAUUUCGAUCAGCUGUUCAAGGAGAGUGGAAAUUUCAACAAGAACUUCCAAUCACCUGCAAGGUUUGCUGAGAAUUUAACACCACAUCUGACGAAAUCACCAAGUAAAGCUGCUGGGAUGUUUUCCGGCACCCAAGAGAAAUGUGCGACUUGUGGCAAAACAGCUUAUCCUCUUGAAAAGGUGACAGUGGAGAACGAAGCGUACCAUAAGUCCUGUUUCAAGUGCUCCCAUGGGGGAUGCUCGUUAUCUCCAUCAAAUUACGCAGCGCUAGAAGGGAUUUUAUACUGCAAACACCAUUUCUCGCAGUUAUUCAAGGAGAAGGGCAGCUACAAUCAUCUUAUUAAGUCCGCCUCCGUCAAACGCUCUGCCGCAGCUACAGCUGCAGCGGCCGUAGCAGCCACCGCUGUUCCUGAAGCUUGAAAGUUGAAAUAGGAUUUUGAAAUCUAUGAUCUUACAAAUAGACGGUUGAUUUGUUUUGAUUUUCAUUUUCAUUUGGCAAUCGUUGAUGAUCGAUUUCGAUGGGAAACUGGUUUGAUUGUAUUUACCGAUGACUGUAUUUUCCAAAGAUGUAUUUUGGGCAUUUCUGGUAGACGCAAUUGUUGGAAA